Molecule: messenger RNA, 618 nt
Organism: Lactuca saligna
Lineage: Eukaryota; Viridiplantae; Streptophyta; Magnoliopsida; Asterales; Asteraceae
Source: the annotation of a GenBank genome assembly
AUGACUGGGAGCUUGGAUCAAUUGAAUAUUUUUGAGAAACGAAUUUUGUAUUCCAUUGUAUGCAACAAAAGACAUGAUUUUUCUCAACUCUUUCUUGAUCAAUUGAUUGAUUGUAUCACUGGGAACAAGAAGCCAACAUAUGUUCUUUAUACUAGUUGGAUUGGAAUGAUUUUGGUUCGUGAUGAAGGGGAAUCAAGCUCCAACUUUCAAACCAUUUUGCUCUCUCAACUCUCUCUAUUGGUGCAAAUAUCUCAAUCUCUUGGAGAAAGAUUGACUAGAGUAAAAAAGGAUGUGCCUGAUAUCAAAUGCAUAAUGACCUUGAGUGAUGAUGAUGAUAUGGCUACUGAUGACACUCCACCAAAUUCUCCAGGAAGGGUUGAAGUUGAUAAUCAAAAGGAAAUCGUCGAUGCAACAAAAGAUGAUCAACGUAUCACAGACGCUGGUGAACAAUCUGAGACUGAUGGUUAUGAAGGGUUUCUUGAUCUGGGAUUUUUGGCACAAGCUGUUGUUCAUGCUAUUCCUUUAAGUGUCAUCUACCCUGAUUCAUAUUUUGAGGGGGAGAUUCCUCAACAAACUAAUAGUUACAUAGAUUUUGAUGAUGAUCAGCUCAAUCCUUGA